This is a messenger RNA of Solea solea (common sole), 3092 nucleotides long. RefSeq names its product heat shock protein 4b (gene hspa4b). Gene Ontology annotation, molecular function: ATP binding; ATP-dependent protein folding chaperone. The record is from RefSeq and is a predicted model, not a curated record. Gene Ontology annotation, cellular component: cytosol; nucleus. The coding region runs from base 212 to 2743 and encodes 843 amino acids. The transcript has 19 exons. Lineage: Eukaryota; Metazoa; Chordata; Actinopteri; Pleuronectiformes; Soleidae. Gene Ontology annotation, biological process: protein folding.
UUGGUCAGAAAAUUCCUGAACGCUCACACGCAUCAGCCGGUGCACCUACCUUCUUACCGCAUGCUGCCGCUCAGUUACAUGGAAGAAGAGUAAGGGUGGAUCAUCAUCAUCCACUGACCGAAGCCCACUGUAGCUGCUGUUUUAUUUCCACACUGAGCCAAGUUCCUCUCUGUAAUCACCGUACUCCACGCUGUUCUGUUAGCCGCUAAAGAUGUCAGUCGUCGGGUUUGACGUUGGAUUCAUGAACUGCUAUGUAGCCGUAGCCAGAGCCGGUGGGAUUGAAACAGUCGCUAACGAAUACAGCGACCGAUGCACACCAGCAUUUGUUUCUUACGGGCCUCGGAAUCGCUCGAUUGGAGCAGCUGCAAAAAGCCAGAUCGUCACAAACUGCAAGAACACAGUCCAAGGGUUCAAGAGGUUUCAUGGCAGGGCACUUUCAGAUCCGUACGUGCAGCGCGUCAAAAACAGCUUGGUGUAUGAUAUUGUGCAAAUGCCCACAGGGACAGCUGGCAUCAAGGUGAUGUACAUGGAAGAGGAGAAGGUGUUCAGCAUUGAACAGGUCACUGCUAUGCUGCUGACCAAGCUGAAGGAGACGGCAGAGAGUGCAUUGAAGAAGCCUGUGGCCGACUGUGUUGUGUCUGUUCCCUGCUACUACACUGACGCUGAGAGAAGAUCAGUAGUCGAUGCUGCUCAGAUCGCUGGACUCAACUGCCUGAGGCUCAUGAAUGAAACAACUGCAGUUGCAUUAGCAUAUGGAAUCUAUAAACAGGAUCUGCCUGCUCCUGAGGAGAAGGCCAGAAAUGUGGUGUUUGUGGAUGUGGGCCAUUCUGGCUUCCAGACAUCAGUGUGUGCAUUUAACAAGGGCAAACUCAAGGUCCUCGCUACAGCCUGUGACCCAGAAUUGGGAGGAAAGGACUUUGAUGAAGUACUGGUCAAGCAUUUCUGUGAGGAGUUUGGUAAAAAGUACAAGCUUGAUGUCAAGACAAAGCCCAGGGCUUUGGUCAGGCUGUACCAGGAGUGUGAAAAACUGAAAAAACUGAUGAGCGCCAACUCCUCAGACCUACCGCUUAACAUUGAGUGCUUCAUGAAUGACAUUGACGUCUCUGGACGUAUGAACAGGGGUCACUUUGAAGAAAUGUGUGCUGAUGUUUUGGCCCGAGUCGAGUCUCCUCUGCACAGUCUGCUGGAAUAUGCCAAGCUAAAAAAGGAAGACAUCUAUGCAGUUGAGAUAGUGGGUGGUGCUUCCAGGAUCCCCGCUGUCAAAGAGAGAAUCAGCAAAUUCUUCGGGAAGGAAUUGAGCACUACACUGAAUGCUGACGAGGCCGUGGCCAGAGGAUGUGCCCUGCAGUGUGCAAUCCUGUCACCUGCCUUCAAAGUACGCGAGUUCUCCAUCACUGACAUCGUUCCCUAUCCGAUUUUCUUGAAGUGGCAUUCUGCUGCUGAGGAAGGCCUGAGUGAUUGUGAGGUAUUUCCCAAGAACCACGCAGCACCUUUCUCCAAAGUGUUGACCUUCUACCGAAAAGAGCCUUUCUCUUUGGAGGCUUACUACAACUGUCCUAAAGAGCUGCCCUACCCUGAUCCCACUAUUGGUCAGUUUCUGAUCCAGAAAGUGGUGCCACAAGCAUCUGGUGAAAGCUCCAAGGUAAAGGUUAAGGUGCGGGUGAAUAUCCAUGGUAUCUUUAGUGUGUCCAGCGCUUCUCUGGUUGAGGUGCAGAAGUCUGAAGAGACAGAGGAACCAAUGGAAACAGAACAGACCAGUGACAAAGAGGGAGAGAACAAGAUGCAAACUGAUCAGGAAGAGGCACAGGGAGAUGGUCCCAAGGAGACAGAGGAGAAGACACCACCUGAGAAUGAAGAGAUGGAGACUACCACGGAGGAGGGUAAAGGAGAGAAGAAAUCUGACCAGCCCCCGCAAGCCAAAAAGCCCAAAGUCAAAACAAAAGUGCUGGAGCUUCCGAUUGAAAACAGUCCACAGUGGCAGCUUGCAGAUGACAUGCUCAAUCUGUUUGUUGAAAAUGAGGGUAAAAUGAUCAUGCAGGACAAGCUGGAGAAGGAGAGGAACGACUCCAAGAAUUACGUAGAAGAGUAUGUGUACGACAUGAGGGACAAACUGCAUGGGCUGCUGGAGAAGUACGUCAGUGAGUCGGAUCGAGAUGCUUUGUCAUUAAAGCUGGAGGACACUGAAAACUGGUUGUAUGAAGAUGGGGAGGAUCAACCAAAACAGGUGUACAUUGACAAACUGGCAGAGUUGAAGAAACUCGGUCAGCCCAUCCAGGAGAGGUACAUGGAGGCAGAAGAGAGACCAAAAGCUUUUGAAGAGCUGGGGAAACAAAUCCAGCAGUACAUGAAAUUUGUUGAAGCAGGCAAAAUGAAGGAGGAGCAGUAUGACCACAUAGAUGAGGCAGAUGUCACCAAGGUGGACAAACUGGCCAGUGAUGCAAUGAUCUGGAUGAACAGCGCCAUGAACCAGCAAAGCAAACAGAGCUUGACAGCGGAUCCCACUGUCAAAGUCAAAGACAUUAAAGCGAAAACAAAGGAGCUGUUCUCUGCUUGCAACCCCAUUGUGACCAAGCCCAAACCCAAGGUGGAGCUUCCCAAGGAGGAGACGCCCGCAGAGCAGAACGGGCCCGUCAAUGGACAGGAGAAGCCCCAGGAGGAAAGUGCAGAAAAGGGAACGACUGAGAACACGGGCAACCCCACGUCAGAAACGGCAGAAAACAAGCCUGACAUGGACCUUGAUUAAAGCAGCCUCACGCCUCCCUGAAAGCAAAGCUGAACGGGAGCUCGCUGCUUCAGAUUCAGAUGCAGCCUGGGUUUAUAUCAGAGCAGAGGGCGUGUUUUCAGUGAACUGCACUCUACAGUCAAAACGUAGGCACGGUGAUUAGCACACAGAGCUCAGCUGCUGAUGGUAUCUCUGUCCGGUGACAUAGCAUGCCCUCUCCCUUUCUGGAUGACAUAAAUCUAAAGCCAGCCGCAAUAAGCCUGUUUGAAAAUGAGCGCUGUACACAUGAUGGUAUUUAUUUCUGUUGUGUGCUCUGUACGUGUUCUGGUCUGUGUCACAAUAUGGUUUUAAAUAAAGGUAUUGAAAACUA